CUCUCGGCCUGCCAGGGGCGAUCCCGGCUUUCCGCACCUCCCGCACCGGGAGGGCCGUGCGGAGCAGCUGCCGCCGGUGCCCGCGAGCGGCGGCCCCGCGAUGAGAGGCGCCGACUGGUGCCGGAGCUCGGCGGGGGCCGCCCUCGUCCUGGCCACGUCCAGCGAUGCCGAGCACCCCGCCGAGAGCGUGGCGGACGGAAGCUCCAAAACAUUUUGGACGACGACAGGCAUGUUCCCACAGGAACUGAUUAUUGGUUUUCCCAAAUGUGUAAAAAUCAGCAAAGUCGCCAUCCAGUGUUAUUUGGUGCGGACCUUAAGGAUUGAAAGAAGCACAUCUAAAGACCCUGUGGGUUUUGAACAGUGCAUUGAAAAAGAUUUGCAGCACAGAGAAGGACAGCUCCAAAUGGAAGAAUUUCCACUUCCUGAGUUCCAAGCCACUUAUUUGCGUUUCAUCAUCAAAUCUGCCUUUGAUCAUUUUGUGUCAGUGCACCGGGUGAUGGCAGAGGGCACAGCAGACAACACUUGAGCUCAGCUUAAAUUUGGGCCUCCAUUUUAUUUUUUUUAUAAGGAAGUUUCAUUUUGAUAGUUGCACUGCAGAGUAUGUUUAUUAUUAGAACCUUGUAUUAAAGUUUUUUUUGAAGGUAUGGGUGUGGUAUGUAUUCCCUGCUGGUUUAAUGUGUGGAAUAGAAUAGAAUAUAGAAUCAUUUAGGUUGGAGAAGACUUUUAGGAUCAUCAAGUCCAGCCAUAUCACAGUGCUGUUGUUAAUUUUAGUAACAGCUUUUUCAUUUUGUAACCUCAACUGUCAGCCUAGAACACCUGAGCAUAACUGAGUGUUAUUUAAGGUAGUAUGUUUAUAUCAGGCCUACAUAAUACAUGAAUUAAAACUCAAUUUCCUGUAAAGUGUUUCCUUUGCACUCUCAGUUAAAUAGAAAUAAAAAAGGGAUAGCUACUUAA
This is a messenger RNA of Parus major (Great Tit), 954 nucleotides long. It is a transcript of the gene IFT25, whose product is annotated as heat shock protein family B (small) member 11. The record is from RefSeq and is a predicted model, not a curated record. Bases 101 to 526 code for a protein of 141 amino acids. Gene Ontology annotation, biological process: intraciliary transport. Gene Ontology annotation, cellular component: centrosome; cilium; intraciliary transport particle B. NCBI's taxonomy places the organism in Eukaryota, Metazoa, Chordata, Aves, Passeriformes, Paridae. The transcript has 5 exons.